Messenger RNA from Suillus plorans, 1608 nucleotides. Its product is annotated as protein PTM1. NCBI's taxonomy places the organism in Eukaryota, Fungi, Basidiomycota, Agaricomycetes, Boletales, Suillaceae. Gene Ontology annotation, cellular component: membrane; Golgi apparatus. Gene Ontology annotation, biological process: retrograde transport, endosome to Golgi. The transcript has 12 exons. The record is from RefSeq and is a predicted model, not a curated record. Bases 1 to 1608 code for a protein of 535 amino acids.
AUGCGCCAAAAUUCGAAGCUGCAGGCGAUCGCGCUCGGUGUUCUGUUUGCUUGCUCCCUUGCAACUGGAUAUGAGCUCGAGUUCUCAGACGCGGACUAUUCUCGCCAAGUAUGUUCGGGAAUGUGGGCAAGCCAGUCGACUUUCAUCAACGUCACGUUUGAUGAAAGUUCUUCACAAGGACAGGUAGCAAUGGUUAUAUAUGAAUGGAAGGAUGUCAAGUAUCUUGGUGUCACUACCUCCACGACGGAUGACUCCCUACCCAAGACCUACGUAUGCACAACAGACGCAGUCAGAGUUGGCCUCUGUGCAUAUGAUAAUGUCGGGAAAUUCAUAUUCUCAUCUGAUGACGGGACCACCGCAAAUCAAACUACUUUUUGGACUGCUAGCGUUGCCCUUAACCAGACCAGCGGCGCAUCCUCAGAUUCAUCAGGGUUGUGGGAAAGCUCAGAGGGUAACCCUACUCCGCCUGCUGAUAAUUACACUUCACCGUGGAGAUCACGAGACCUACACCACAGUCUUCGACAAUCGAGUGACCUCCUAAACCCGAGCCCGUACGGGACAGUUGCAUAUUCACAACCUAUACAGUAUCAAGUUCGCAAGACAGGAUAUUAUUGCGCAGCUAUCGUGCCCGUGACGGUAUUGAAUCCCACUGCCCGCCAGGCAUCUACGGAUGUCCCGUCUCAUCCUACAUACAACGGCGUCGUUCUUUUCCGCAAUACUUUUGAUGGACAGCUUCCUGCGACCGACUAUCCCAAAGUUAACUUUUACCUCGCCAUGUUCCUUGUAUAUGUCAUCGCAGGCUCUGCGUGGGCAUGGCUCUGUUAUAAACAUGUUACAGAACUAUUACCCAUUCAGUACUAUCUCUCGAGCUUGGUUGCGUUACUUGUCAUCGAAAUGGUUGCAAACUGGGUAUACUACCGAUACCUCAACGCACAUGGGAAGACCGCGGCGUCAGUCGUCUUCCUUUUUGUUGUUGCCAUUCUGGACGCGGGGCGCAACGCCCUUUCCUUCUUUAUGCUCCUUGUUGUAUCACUGGGGCUCAGUGUCGUCCGCGAAUCUCUGGGGCGCACAAUGCUCAAAUGUCAGAUCCUUGCAGGGCUGCACUUUGUUUUCGGAGUACUGUACGCCGUGGGUAUAGUUGAACUGGAACUCGAGUCGACGUCAGCAUUGAUACUGUUGAUGUUCGUCAUACCACUGGCAUUUACGUUGAGUGGGUUCCUGAUGUGGAUCCUGUACUCGUUGAAUGGUACAAUAACGCAGCUCAGUGUGCGAAAGCAAAGAUAUAAGCUCAGGAUGUUCAAACGCCUGUAUUAUAUCCUCCUCGGCACUGUAGUUAUCAUCGCCGUCUUUUUCGUUAUCUCUUCGAUGUCAUUCUCUGAUAGACUAGCUGAAGAUUACGCAGCGAAAUCGUGGAAAAUCCGUUGGUGGCUCCUUGACGGCUACCUCGCCCUCCUCUACUUUUUCACCUUCUGGAGCAUUGCGUACCUCUGGCGACCAUCAGAAAACAACCGCCGCCUUGCCAUGAAGAUGAAGAUGCUGAGGAUUAUGAUCUCGAGACACUUCAACAACGUACGGUUGCCCGAGAGGAUGAUGAGAUCACACUCGUGA